Gregarina niphandrodes is the source of this 1887-nucleotide messenger RNA. RefSeq lists its product as hypothetical. The transcript has a single exon. Lineage: Eukaryota; Apicomplexa; Conoidasida; Eugregarinorida; Gregarinidae. The record is from RefSeq and is a predicted model, not a curated record. The coding region runs from base 1 to 1887 and encodes 628 amino acids.
AUGGUCAACAGCUGUAUUGUGAAAGCACGACACCACCGAGACGGUGGGAGUUCGUUGCUCUCUGUUGCCAUCAUAGCUACGAACUUGGGUCGUCCUGACGCGUGGGAUUCUGACGCAAAGCUCUGUGGUCAUUAUGUGUUUCCUAGAUGGUUGGGUCCGAGGUUGGUAAAGUUGGGUUCCUGGGAUCGAGAGUUGUCGGACGAUGCGCAGGUGAAUUGCAAGGACGGAAUAGGGGUUGACAGAGACCGGAAGGAGUAUGAGGUGUUUGACGGAUUGCUUAUUGACGGUUUGCUUGGUGAGGUAUGUGGGGUAGUGGGCGGAGCUUGUGGUUUCGCGGAGACGCUCGUAGAUAAUCGACUGAAUCCGGAAGUCUUGAAGCUGUCUCCGGUGGCCUUGCGAAGUUAUUCGGAAUUAUUUAAGACCCAUGAGAUGCGUGUGACGCACCCGGAAUUAAUGGGUGGCGAGAGCGUAUCGCGGUCGGUACGCGAGGCAAUGUUGUCGGAACGUGUGAAGCACUUUGCUAGGGCACUACACUAUGCGUUGGUGUGUGAUCGAUGCUGGCGUCACGAAGCGUUGAAUACAGGGGAUGCGGAGAGUAUGCCGGACCUGGAGAAGGUGUACGGGGCUACAUUUCUCCAUGGUUGUCGGAAACUCACGAUGUUCCGCACGAAUUUUGUGAAGAAAACGCCUGAAUACUUCAAAAUACAAAAGGAGAAAAUACUUCAGUAUAAGACCCGGGAGGAGCGCAUCAAAAAACAAAGUGUCUUCCAACAGACCCUGCCUCUCUUCUGCGAAGACCGCUUGAUUGAAUACCCCAACUUGACUGCAAAGAACGGCCGCUUAGUGGAACAUACAGGCCAGGGGAAACCAAAAGACUCCGACGACAUCUACUUGGAAGUUUUUCCGGCGGAAAUGUACGAACGUGCUGGGACUCGUAAAUUCUUCUGGUGGCCUGGUAUCUAUCAGGGCGGCAUCCGUCCAAUGACUACCCGUUUCUUCCGGUCGACCGAAGGUCCGAUGAAACAGUACUCUAUCGUUGACCGAGGGUCAUCUGCGACCAUGUCGAGGAUGCCACCAGCGCUACUAAAUUUCCUGCCAUUCAGCCAUUUGGCACGAUGGGCAUACGAGACUCCCAAGCAGGAGUGGUUCGGACCGGGAAGACUGGAUCCGACAGAUGAGAAGAAGCCUAAGAUCCCGGGGCUACUGAACUCGCUCAGUCUAAAGGGUCUAGCGGAUUGGGUUCAGAGAAACCAAAGGGCAAAACGUCUUCGGAAACGGGAGACGAUACGGGAAUUUAUUCGUCAGGAAUUUGAUAACACCUUCCGCCAAAAUUUCGCACAGACCAUUUCUAUCAAAACCUUACACAACGCUUGGGAGGACGAAGACGGUUUAUGGGACCCGGCUAAUAGGGGUAGAACCAUGUCGCAUGACCGGCGGUCCCGUAAAUCGGUGAAACCUAUCGAUAAGUCCAAGAGUCAGUCUAUGCACCAAUCCAUGGACAGAUUGAGGACUGAGUUGAGAGGUAAAACGAUCACCGAUUCGGUAGGCAAACCGAAGGACAGACUAGUCAUCGAGUUUCUGGGAAGACAGACCAGACCAGUCAGCGAGUUUCUGGGAAGACAGACCAGCGAAUACGCGAGGAGACCCAGUAGUGAAUUGACGCGUAGGAACAUGAGCACCCACUCGAUUGGCACCCCGGCAAAUGAUUCGAUGGACAGAACGAACAAUGGUUGUGGGGUGAGAAAUUAUUCCACGGAUGAACCAAAAGUAUCCAAAGGCAGACACAAGAAAAGUUCUGCCGAAUCACUCAAGAUCAGGUCCAACAAUGAACUCACUAACGCCCACCCAGAAAAGGGCACCCAACCCCGACCCCAGUCAUUCUAUUAA